Molecule: messenger RNA, 600 nt
Organism: Triticum turgidum subsp. durum (durum wheat)
Lineage: Eukaryota; Viridiplantae; Streptophyta; Magnoliopsida; Poales; Poaceae
Source: the annotation of a GenBank genome assembly
AUGAAACGGUCGCCACCACGCGAUGACGCGGCGGCGGCGGGCAGCAGCGGAGGAGGAGGGUUCAACAAGGGGAAGGGGAGGUGGGGCGGGAAGAAGCGGAACGAGCAGCGGCUGGGAGGCAGCGGCGGGGCGCUCUCCCUCGCGGCCUUCGCCAACGCCAAGUCCAGGACCACCGGCUACAACCCGGCACUCAUCAAGAAGCAGAAGGAGUUCUACAGGAAUGCUAAAUUGAUUAGCAAGUACAAGAAGUCGAAGAAGCACCAAAAUCAGUCAAACUAUCCUCCACAAUUUCCAACCCUUGAGGAAGGAGGUGCUGAUGCAUCGGAUGUGCCAAAACCACAUGAUAAGAGGAAGAAGCGCACUUCACAAAGCUUGAAUGUGGAGUACGAGAAGAAACGUGUAGAGGACGAGAAGGCAAAGAAGGAGCGGGAUGCGAUGAUACAGGCCAAGAAGGAGGAGCGAGAGAAGUCUGAAGCAAAGAGAAAGGAGCUUAGGGAGAAGAUGUUCAAGAGGACACGAUCCGGGCAGCCUGUGAUGAAAUACAGGAUUGAGCAUCUCUUGGAGACUGCACUAGAAAGCUCAAACAAGAGCCAAGGCUAG